Molecule: messenger RNA, 1315 nt
Organism: Seriola aureovittata
Lineage: Eukaryota; Metazoa; Chordata; Actinopteri; Carangiformes; Carangidae
Gene: ndnl2
Product: necdin-like 2
Exons: 11
Coding region: 140-934 (264 amino acids)
Cellular component (GO): nucleus
Source: RefSeq, a predicted model, not a curated record
GGUGGCUGUAAUGCACCUAUACGAUGAUUUGCCACCCGCCGACAAAACACCAACGAAGAAGAAGAAGAAGUAGCGGGAAUUUUUCCGUAAAGAAAGAAACGACCGGGGAGUUUGUGUUCAGUCGAAGCAGCGUGUCGCCAUGACGCAGAGAAAGAGGCUGUCCGCCACACAGAGCUCCUCUCAGAGCGCAAGACAACCUGGCAGCUUAGUGGCUCAGGAAGAGGAUGAUGAUCCAACCUUCACUCAGCCAAGUACGUCACAGGUCCAGAGAGGACUGGAGAAGCUCACCUCUGCACAGGUCGACCAAAAGACAGCUGAGGUGGUGCAGUACUUCUUGGUGAAGGACCAAAAGAAGAUCCCCAUCCGCCGAGCAGACCUUGUGAAACACGUGGUGAAAGACUACAGAAACAUCUACCCUGAGAUCAUGAAGAGGGCGGUACGGACUUUUGACCAGGUAUUUGGCCUUAAAGUGGUUGAAAUUGACACCAAAAAUCACACGUACAUACUCGUCAAUAAGUUGGAGGCGGUUGAGGGAGCCUCAUCAAUCAAUAGUCCUACCAACCCAAAGAUGGGUCUGCUGUUUGUCAUCCUGAGUGUCAUUUUCAUGAAAGGAGGUGUUGUCAGAGAAGGCCUCAUCUGGAAUACUCUCAAGAAACUCCGUGUUGACCCCGGAGAGAAACAUGAAGAGUUUGGUGACGUGAAGAGGGUCGUCACUGAUGAGUUUGUGCGUCAAAGGUACUUGGAGUAUGUGCGAAUCCCUCACACAGAGCCAGCUGAGCAUGAAUUUCGCUGGGGUCAACGUGCUGACAUGGAGGUAUCAAAAGCCAAAAUCCUCGAGUUCAUGGGUCAACUUCAUGAACAGGACCCUCAGAACUGGAGUCAGCAGUAUAGAGAAGCCCACUCCUCCCAGGCCAGCACCAGCAGCCAGAGAUAACUGUCCUAGUAUUGCAAUUUGUUUUGCCUCAUUUUUUUUCCUAAUUUAUUCUGAAAGAAACCGUUAAGAUAAACUGUAUCAGUGCCACGUUUACUUUUUGAAUGCGUUGAAUAUUUGUGUCAUUGUGUAGACUGAUGUACUGUUACAAUAUAAAACAAUAUAAAACUAAUGCAGGUCAUAUUAUAUAUAUAUAUAUUUGUAUAUUCAUGCUUUGUAUAGACUUCAUUAUUUGGUCUUUCAGCCUCAGAUUAAUAACAUUUCAUAUCACAAAGACAAUUGAUCAGGUAUCCAUUUUCAUUUUAUUGCCUCGACUUUAAGGUAAUAAUUAUUUGUUCAAGUUUCAGAAAAUAAAAUCAUCUUUUAUAACAGAUUCAACAUCAA